Prunus armeniaca (apricot) is the source of this 2115-nucleotide messenger RNA. NCBI's taxonomy places the organism in Eukaryota, Viridiplantae, Streptophyta, Magnoliopsida, Rosales, Rosaceae. The record is from the annotation of a GenBank genome assembly.
AUGCCGGCCCUGGCUUGUUGCGUGGACGCUGCUGUGGCUCCUCCCGGCCACGCCUUCGCCGGGGAUAGCUCUCUUCCCGCUCCGCCAUUCUCCGGCGUACCUCCGGCGACCACCGCCGUCACCACCGACAGUUCCCAUUGGUCUCCCUCCCUGUCAUCCGACCUCUACCGAAUCGACGCCUGGGGUGGGCCAUACUUCACCGUCAAUUCCUCCGGCAACGUCGCCGUCCGUCCGCAUGGGUCGGCGACCCUGCCCCACCAGGAGAUCGAUCUGCUGAAGAUCGUGAAGAAGGUUUCGGAUCCGAAACCAGAUUGCGGGCUCGGGUUGCAACUCCCGCUCAUUGUUCGCCUGCCCGAUGUGCUCAAGAACCGGCUGGAGUCGCUCCAGGGGGCGUUCGAUCUCGCGAUCCAGUCCCACGACUACGGGUCCCACUACCAGGGCGUGUUCCCGGUGAAAUGCAACCAGGACCGGUUCGUCGUGGAGGACAUUGUCCGGUUCGGCUCGCCGUUCCGGUUCGGAUUGGAAGCUGGGUCGAAGCCGGAGCUUCUCUUGGCCAUGAGCUGCUUGUGCAAAGGUAACCCAGAAGCCCUUCUCAUCUGCAAUGGAUUCAAAGACUUCGAGUACAUCUCUCUGGCUCUGUUUGCUCGCAAGCUCGCCUUAAACACAGUGAUUGUUCUUGAGCAAGAGGAAGAGCUCGAUGUGGUUAUUGAUUUGAGCAAGAAGCUAGGUGUUCGACCCGUGAUUGGGGCCCGAGCCAAGCUCAAAACCAAGCAUUCGGGUCAUUUCGGGUCGACUUCGGGCGAGAAAGGGAAGUUCGGGCUCACCACCACUCAGAUUUUACGGGUUGUUAAGAAACUUGAUCAAUUGGGUCUGCUUGAUUGCUUUCAGUUGUUGCAUUUCCAUAUUGGGUCUCAGAUCCCUUCGACUGCUCUGCUCGCCGGUGGCGUAUCCGAAGCUGCUCAGAUCUACUGUGAAUUGGUCCGCCUCGGUGCCCACAUGAAGUUCAUAGACAUUGGAGGCGGUCUGGGUAUCGAUUACGACGGAUCCAAAUCCAGUGACUCUGAGAUUUCAGUCAGCUAUAGCCUCGAAGAGUAUGCUGCUGCUGUUGUCCGAGCAGUCCGGAACGUUUGUGACCGGAAGUCGGUGAAGCACCCGGUGAUUUGCAGCGAAAGUGGCCGAGCCCUCGUGUCUCAUCAAUCGGUUAUGAUAUUUGAGGCCAUUUCUUCCAGCGCCUGUGAUGAUGUUCCUCCCAUGUCUGCGUUUGCGCUUCAGUAUUUCAUCGAGGGGCUCACAGAGGAAGCUCGUGCCGAUUACCGAAACCUCUCGGCUGCGGCAAUCAGAGGGUCUCUGGGCAUUGAGCAAUUAGCCACUGUUGAUGGGCUCUGUGAUAUGGUUUCGAAAGCAAUCGGGGCAUCUGACCCUGUCCGUACAUACCAUGUGAAUCUCUCGGUUUUUACUUCAAUUCCAGACUUCUGGGGCAUUGGGCAGACGUUCCCAAUAGUCCCGAUUCACCGCCUCGAUCAGCGGCCGGUGGUGAGGGGAAUAUUGUCGGACUUGACCUGCGACAGUGAUGGGAAGAUUGACAAGUUCAUCGGUGGGGAGUCGAGCCUGCCGCUGCAUGAAUUGGAAGGCAAUGGUGGGGCUAAUGGCGGUGGGCAGAAGUACUAUCUGGGGAUGUUCUUGGGCGGGGCUUAUCAGGAGGCACUCGGAGGCGUCCACAACCUCUUUGGAGGCCCGAGCGUUGUUCGGGUCUCCCAGAGCGACGGACCCCACAGCUUUGCGGUAACGCGGGCUGUGCCAGGGCCGUCGUGUUCGGAUGUCCUCCGAGUGAUGCAGCAUGAACCCGAGCUCAUGUUCGAGACACUCAAGCACCGGGCGGAGGAGUACGGGCAGGGCGACGAUGGCGGCAUGGCUAGCGCAGCAGUCGCCACCAGCCUUGCCCGCUCCUUCCACAACAUGCCGUAUCUGGUGGCAUCUUCAUCGUGUUGCUUGACUGCAAUGAACAACCAUGGCUUGUACUAUUGCAGUGAGGAUGAUUAUGACGUUGUUGCAGAUUCUGCUGGUGGUGGUGGUGGUGGUGGUGAGGAAGAUAAGUGGUCUUACUGCUGUGCUUGA